UUGUGGCACAGUAGUGACUCGCAUUACAGGUAUGACACACGUAAGGAAACAAGAAAACCUCCUUAUAAAAAACUCACUCAGUGUUUCCUGUGCCGUGAUUGCGUAAAUAAACCAGUCCAGUGAAACGGCUCUGUGACCGAUGACAGUUUUCCACCCUUCAAAGCGUUUGUGCCUUUUGUAUGCACAUGUGUUGCUAUGACGACAGCCUUAGUGAGAGCAAACAAGGCGUCAAGCCAGCUUGCAGGGGCAUACGGUCUGGGACUUAAAAUGCCCCCUUUUCCUGUCUGCUUUCUGCAGGAUGAUUUUGUCUAUGUGCAUUACGGCCUCCGAGUGUGUGUGUACAGUGCAAGUAAAUCUAAUUUAGCAACCUUUACACCAUGACUGUCCCAAAGCGCUACUCCUAAUUUAAUAAACCUGAAAUUUAUUUAGUGUCAUCCAGUGCAGUAUUACACUGAGCUUGGACGCCAUCCCAUGCAGCACAAGGCAGGACCACCCAGGCUGGGCUUUGAGACACAUUCACAGAAUAGCAGGAAUUUAGAAAAGCCAAUUCACCAAACUGCAUAUAUUUGGAUAUCUCGGGAAAACUUGUGCCAAUAAGGAGGACGUGCAAACCACACAUGCUCAGAGCCAUGGUGGGGAUUCGAACCGGUGACCCUGGAGUCUCCAGGAGGACCAGGAUGGCGGCACAGUGCGUCACCAAGGUGGAGCUGACUGUAUCCUGUGAGAACCUGCUGGACAUGGAUGUGGGCUCCAAGUCGGAUCCGUUGUGCAUCCUGCUGAUGAACACGUCCGGGACACAGUGGUUUGAGGUGGGUCGUACCGAGAGGGUCAAGAACUGCCUGAACCCCAAGUUUGCCAAGAAGUUCAUGGUGGAUUACUACUUCGAGCUGGUGCAGCAGCUGAAGUUUGCGGUCUAUGACAUCGACAACAAGACGGUUGACCUCGGCGAUGACGACUUCCUGGGCGAACUAGAAUGCACAUUGGGGCAGGUCGUGUCCAGCAGGAAGCUGACCCGACCACUGGUACUGAAGAACAAGCGACCCGCAGGCAAAGGAACCAUCACGAUUUUUGCAGAAGAAAUAAAGGACAACAGGGUGGUGAAUUUCGAAGUGGAAGCCAGGAAACUGGACAACAAGGAUUUUUUCGGGAAGUCGGACCCUUACUUGGAGUUCUACAGGCAGACAGAGACGGGUUGGCAGCUGGCCCACAGGACCGAGGUGAUCAAGAACAACCUGAACCCCACCUGGAAGCCUUUCCAGAUCCCGCUGCAGGCUCUGUGUGGGGGCGACAUGGAGAAGAGCAUCAAGGUGGAGUGUUAUGACUAUGACAAUGACGGGUCACAUGACCUCAUUGGCAUCUUCGAGACCAACAUGACGCGGCUGCUGCAGGCUUCACGCGUCGCGCCGGCGGAGUUUGAUUGCGUGAACAGCAAGAAGAAGCAGAAGAAGAAGAACUACAAGAACUCAGGCGUGGUGAGCGUGAAGCUCUGCCAGGUGGUGAAGAGGUACACAUUCCUGGACUACAUCAUGGGUGGAUGCCAGAUCAACUUCACAGUGGGGGUGGACUUCACAGGCUCCAAUGGCGACCCCCGGUCUCCAGACUCUCUGCACUACAUCAACCCGCAGGGGCACAAUGAGUACCUGGCAGCCAUCUGGAAUGUUGGCCUGGUCAUCCAGGACUAUGACAGUGACAAGAUGUUUCCGGCGUUUGGGUUCGGAGCUCAGAUCCCUCCCACCUGGCAGGUCUCCCACGAGUUCCCCCUCAACUUCAACCCCUCCAACCCGUUCUGUGCAGGCAUCGAAGGGAUAGUGGAGGCCUACAGGAAGUGCCUGCCUCAGGUCAGGCUGUACGGGCCCACAAACUUCUCACCCAUCAUCAACUCUGUAGCCCAAUUUGCCGCUCAGGCCAGCCAGCAGAAAACUGCCUCGCAAUACUUCGUCCUCCUCAUUAUCACCGAUGGUGUGAUCACGGACCUGGACCAGACACGUACGGCCAUCGUCUAUGCCUCUAGGCUGCCCAUGUCCAUCAUCAUCAUAGGGGUUGGCAGCGCCGACUUCAGCACCAUGGAAUUCCUGGAUGGUGAUGACGGGACACUGCGGGCCCCCACGGGCGAGCCCGCCAUGCGGGACAUUGUGCAAUUCGUGCCCUUCAGGAAGUUUCAGAACUGCCCCAAGGAGGCUUUGGCCCAGAGCGUGCUGGCUGAGGUCCCAGGCCAGGUAAUGGCCUAUUUCAACAUGGUCAACCUGAGCCCACCAAACAGCAUCACUCCGCCGAUGACCGAAGACCCGACUCUUCAGCGUUAACCCUGCCCCCACCGGCUGCUGGUCUGAAGUCCCCACCCGCGGUCCGGGAUAAGCAUGCCCCACGCCUGGUCUGUGUGUAAUUAUCUCACUUGCUCUUAACUCACACUCUUGUCUAAAAAAAAAAAAGCAUCCCAUCACAUCCUCUUUUUGGCCUAAUAUCUACAGCCUUAUUUUUAUUAAGCCAAAUGCCAAACAGUGCCAGUCACCAGGCAUAAUAUAGCACAAUAAUGCUUCAAAUAA
Paramormyrops kingsleyae is the source of this 2543-nucleotide messenger RNA. The record is from RefSeq and is a predicted model, not a curated record. NCBI's taxonomy places the organism in Eukaryota, Metazoa, Chordata, Actinopteri, Osteoglossiformes, Mormyridae.